This is a messenger RNA of Phytophthora infestans T30-4, 840 nucleotides long. RefSeq lists its product as uncharacterized. Gene Ontology annotation, biological process: actin filament organization; vesicle transport along actin filament. Bases 1 to 840 code for a protein of 279 amino acids. The transcript is spliced from 5 exons. The record is from RefSeq and is a predicted model, not a curated record. Gene Ontology annotation, molecular function: actin filament binding; microfilament motor activity; ATP binding. Lineage: Eukaryota; Oomycota; Peronosporomycetes; Peronosporales; Peronosporaceae. Gene Ontology annotation, cellular component: actin cytoskeleton; myosin complex; cytoplasm.
AUGAACCCGUACCGGUUGCUACAGACAGCUCGAUUCACGUCAAUUUACAACGAGCAGGUUGUACUCACUUACGCUGACACGGCAAAUGCUGAGACAGUACUGGCUCCGCAUCCAUUUGCUAUCGCGAAACAAAGUCGAACAGAACUUGCCAAGGACUUGCUGAAAUACCUGGUAUUUGUGGCGCAACCAGCUCUUUCUGAGGGUUCGGAGGGUCGCCAGCCCAAGAUCAAGCUGUUUACUAGCUCCACUAAAAGUACCAUUCAGAUGAGAACAGAGGAAACACGAACGAUCGCUCUCCUCGAAGCUAAAGGUGUGGAGAAAUACGAAAUCGUGCUGCUGGAUUGGCAUCCUGAACGCUGGGAAGAAAUGGCAUCAGUGAGUCGAAGUAAGCGUCUCCCCGAGGUGCACGUGGACAGCCUUUUCUUUGAUUUUUACGACAAGUUGGAGCAUCUUGAGGAUGAAGAACAAUUGUUAAUAUAUCGUACGAAUCCACAUGCGGCGAAGAAACUGAGCAGAGUUUUGGAAUCCAAUAUUAUUCUGGAAGCGUUUGGAAAUGCUACCACGUCGAUGAACCUGAAUUCGUCAAGGUUUGGAAAAGUGACAGCUCUGCAAGUUGCCUUUGGGGGGAACCAGAAUGAAUUGAACUUUCACGUACUGCGGUUGCUAGCGAAGGAGUUGCAUCUCGAUGGUGUAAAGUGCUCCGCGUUUACUGAUCUCGGUCGCAGCGACCACAAGCUGGCAGAGCUUAUGAGCGAAGAGGAAACGUGGAAAAAGGGUGUGGAAAGAUGGCAGCAGAUUAUUGGUGGGCUAGAUGAGCUGAACUGCUGUUCUGUGGCUUGA